UCUAUAAAGUUGGUGCACCUUAAAAAAACCAAACACCGAUGCAGUGUUGGGAAGGAGAAGAAAACACAAACCCAGGGAUCCAAGGAAUGGAUAAGGGAAGGAAAAACUAUGUUGCUCACUGUCUUGUCCUACCAUAUCCUGCACAAGGACACAUCAAUCCUAUGCUUCAGUUCUCCAAGCGUUUGGUGCAGAGAGGAGUGAAGGUGACACUGAUAACAGUUGUGUCCAAUUGGAAGACAAUGAGCAACAAAAACAUCACUUCCAUAGAAGUUGAGAGCAUCUCAGAUGGCUAUGAUGAUGGAGGGCUUGCAGCAGCAGAGAGCCUUGAGGCUUACAUAGACACAUUUUGGAGGGUUGGAUCAGAAACUCUUGCUGAGCUUGUUCACAAGCUUGCAGGGUCAAGCCACCCUCCAGAUUGUGUUAUCUAUGAUGCUUUCAUGCCUUGGGCUCUUGAUGUUGCAAAGAAAUUUGGACUACUUGGUGCUACUUUCUUCACUCAGUCUUGCUCAACAAACAACAUAUACUUGCAUGCUUAUAAGAAACUGCUGGAGUUGCCUCUCUCACAGACAGAAUAUUUGUUGCCAGGGAUGCCAAAGUUUGCAGCUGAGGAUUUUCCAUCUUUCUUGAACAAAUAUGGGUCAUACCCUGGCUUCUUUGGUGUAGUUGUGAACCAAUUUGCUAAUAUUUAUAAAGCAGAUUGGGUUCUUGCAAACACAUUUUAUGAACUGGAGCAAGGGGCUGUGGAUUGGCUGGUGAAGAUUUGGCCAUUAAAGACAAUAGGACCAUGCUUGCCAUCUAUGUAUUUGGACAAAAGACUGCAAGAUGACAAGGACUAUGGUGUUAACAUGUAUAACCCAAACUCAGAAGCAUGCAUCAAGUGGCUUGAUGAUAAACCAAAAGGGUCAGUUGUGUAUGUCUCUUUUGGGAGCAUGGCAGAGCUUAGUGAGGAGCAAACUGAGGAACUAGCUUGGGGUUUGAGAGAUGGUGGAAAUUAUUUCAUAUGGGUGAUUAGAGAUUCUGAGCAGGGUAAGCUUCCAAAGGACUUUGUUGGCACAUCAGAGAAGGGUUUAAUAGUCGCAUGGUGUCCUCAACUACAAGUCUUGAUACAUGAGGCUUUGGGGUGUUUUCUCACACACUGUGGUUGGAACUCUACAUUGGAAGCUUUGAGCUUAGGAGUUCCACUAAUUGCAAUGCCACUGUGGACAGACCAGAUCACAAAUGCAAAGCUUGUAAGGGAUGUGUGGAAAAUUGGAGUCAAAGCUGUUGCUGAUGAGAAAGAGAUAGUUAGAAGAGAAACAAUCACACAUUGCAUAAAGGAAAUAUUGGAGACUGAAAAGGGAAAUGAAAUAAAGAAAAACUCCAUCAAAUGGAAGAAUUUGGCCAAGAAUUAUGUUGACGAGGGAGGAAAUUCUGAUAAAAGUACAACAGAAUUUGUAACUGAACUGGCUCAUCGCUGUGCUGCAUCAAAAUGAUGGCGGAGAAUGCUCUGAUAAUAUAUAAAAGUUGUGUGCCGCUGCCAAAUUUCGCUAUGCUAAUUCUGCUAAGAAUAGUUAUUGUUGGCAUCUUUAUGUAGUAACGAGAAAACAAGGUUGCCAACUUAAAUUAGUGUGUUCGAAUUCCGGUUAAAAACUUACAAAAUUAGUGUGUUCGAUUUCCGGUAUGUCUUUUAGAACAUCGUUUGUUCUAGCAUAUAUUUCUGUAGUAAAUUAUGCAUGUUGAUUUGCUCAAUCAUAAUAAGAGUUUAUUUUUUUCUUGUGCUCUA
Molecule: messenger RNA, 1762 nt
Organism: Cajanus cajan (pigeon pea)
Lineage: Eukaryota; Viridiplantae; Streptophyta; Magnoliopsida; Fabales; Fabaceae
Product: UDP-glycosyltransferase 74G1
Molecular function (GO): quercetin 3-O-glucosyltransferase activity; quercetin 7-O-glucosyltransferase activity
Source: RefSeq, a predicted model, not a curated record